Drosophila takahashii is the source of this 540-nucleotide messenger RNA. Its product is annotated as transmembrane protein 60. NCBI's taxonomy places the organism in Eukaryota, Metazoa, Arthropoda, Insecta, Diptera, Drosophilidae. The record is from RefSeq and is a predicted model, not a curated record.
UCCAACACUGUUCAAAAGUGCAAUCAAAAAAUAUACCUACGCUUUGUUUACUUCCCGACCUACCAUGAAAAAGUUAUAAAUAAUAAAGAUGACGCUGGCACACCGCGCACUCUUCACCUGGUUCAUUGUGCUGGUCUUCCUGAUCCUGCUGUGCCUGCGGCUGGACCCGCGCACCACCUGGAAUUGGUUCGUCACCUUCACGCCGCUCUGGUUCUUCGAUGUGAUCAUCAUAAUCUACGUGAUCAUCAAGUUCAUCCGCAAGUGGCGGAAUCUGACCUGCCUGACGGACCUGCUGUUCCUCUACAAGUGGAACAUUGCCGGCGUCCUGCUGACCAUCUCCUCGCAGGUGAUGAUCUGCCUGACGCUGGAGUACCCGCAGCAGAUUCCCAUCUACGUGACCAUUGCCCCGGUGGUCCUGCUGCUGAGCACCGCCAUCUUCUACGUGGGCAGCCGGCUGGGCAAGCGAGAGGGCUGGAUUCAGUAGGAUUAAGCAUGUAUUUAAGCAGUAGGAUUAGGUGUACAUAAAGUGGAGUUAGCUCA